AUGACCGGCGCAGCAGUGCGCGCGGCGGUCACUGCGCUGCUCCUCACUCUGCUGCUGGCCGCAACCCGCGCCAAGAAGGCGGCGCCUGCGCAGCAACGGGACGAGUUCUACUUUUACAAUGAGAUGACUGGUGCAGUGCAGUGGGAAGACCCCGGUGAUGUGCCCUUUGAGGACGACAACGGGCUGCGUUUCUGGCUGGGCAGCAGCCACGAAAAGCUGUCAGAGGACCCCACCAAGAUGAAAUACUCCUGGGUCGAGUUUUGGAGCGAGGACCUGCAGCGGCCGUACUUCCACAAUCAAGAGACUCUGUGA
Monoraphidium neglectum is the source of this 312-nucleotide messenger RNA. RefSeq lists its product as hypothetical. The coding region runs from base 1 to 312 and encodes 103 amino acids. The record is from RefSeq and is a predicted model, not a curated record. NCBI's taxonomy places the organism in Eukaryota, Viridiplantae, Chlorophyta, Chlorophyceae, Sphaeropleales, Selenastraceae. The transcript is spliced from 4 exons.